AUGACUUCGUUGCAGGAAAAGCUGGAGAAAAUUAAGUCUCCCAAGCUUCACAAUCAGCACCAUACAUCAGUGGUCCUCUCCGCAGUGGAAGAUACACUCCGCGACCAGCAUGCCGAAUUCACACCAACCGCAUACUUCGCCGCCCUCCUCGCCCUCCUAGGCCAGGCCAUCAAUGCCAACCAAGGCAUUGUGAACAAGGACCUUGCAGCCUCCAUUGUUUACCUCCUCGAUAUCGUUUCCCCCUUCGUCCCCACUCCACUCCUCACCUCCAAAUUCUCCCAGAUUCUCACCGGCCUUGCACCUGCCCUCACCCUUCCCGAAGCAGAAGCCCCGCUCCUCAAGCCAUCCGUGGGAUGUCUUCAGUCGCUAUUGGUAGCUCAAGACGCGGCGGCAUGGGCUCUACCACAGUCUCAGAUAGGACCCCGCAGAGCUAUGGCCGGCCUGAUGGCACUGGCCGUGGACCACAGACCAAAAGUGCGUAAGCGGGUACAUGAUUCGCUAAUGCAUGUGUUGAAAAACCCCCCACCCUCCCCGGCACUGGACCACCCGGCGGCAGAUAUGUGUGCGGAAACUUCCCUACAGACGCUGAGCGAGAGUAUUGCGGCAGCCGCAAAGGCCAAGAAGGGCCGCCAUGGACAGCAUCAGGGCAGCCAACACGAGCCGAUGGUCAUCCAUGCUGUACAAUUGGUGAAGACUAUUGCCAUGGCCUCGGGUGGCUGGCCAACAAAGAAGAUCGAGCCAUUAUGCGAGCUUCUGAUGAAUGUAUCCAGGUCGUCUAACGAGUACCUGACCAUGGCCGCAUUUGAGGUUUUCGAGAUAAUCUUCCAGGGCAUGGCGGAUGAGUUUUCCUCGUCGAAACUUCCCCGGCUGAUGGAGGCAAUUUCAGAGUUGAAACCUGCUCAGAAUGAUUCGCAAUUACUGCCGCCCUGGAUUGCGGUUGUAUCUAGGGGAUACGAUGUAUCUGCGCAGGUAAACCCGAAAGAAACUUUUGAAAAAUUACCGGAACUUUUUGAACUUAUCUCGUCAUUCCUAGCUUCGUCUUCGCGAAAUAUCAGAAUAUCAGCCUCGGAGUGUCUUAUCUCUUUUCUUGUCAACUGUAUUCCAGACUCGGUUAUACUCGAGCCAUCCAUAUAUGACGAAAAGGUGUUUGAGAAACUUGCUAAAAUAGCUACUGGACUGCUCUCUGUCAAGUACCAGGCUGCAUGGAUGGAGGUACUAAACGUACUCUCCGUGAUGUUUGACGCUCUGAAAUGGAGAUCAUUCCCGGUUCUAACAGACAUCGUGAGGACAGUUGGGGAGCUACGAGGUUAUGAAUCAUUUGCUGGCAAAAAACAAGCCGAUCAAGUGCUAGGAGCUGCAAUUGCCGCCAUGGGUCCCGAAGCAGUACUGAAUAUACUACCGCUGAAUAUCACAAACCAAAAAGCGGGCCAAGCGGGCCGAGUCUGGCUUCUUCCUAUCCUCAGAGACCACGUAUCAAACACACGUCUGGCAUAUUUCAGAUCCGAAUUCGUUCCACUCAGCGAAGCGCUAUUCCAGCGCGUCCUGGAAUACGGAAACGCUGAGAAGACAGUCGAGGUAAAAAUUUUUGAGACCCUCAUUCAGCAAACCUGGGCCAUUCUACCGGGUUUCUGUGAGCUCCCACUGGAUCUGACAGAAUCCUUUGAUCAAAGCUUUGCAGAGCUGCUUGCAAAUGUGCUCUACAAACAGACUGAGCUGCGGGUGGAUGUGGGUAGAGCGCUGCAGAAUCUUGUAGAGUCGAACCAAGCGAUUACAUCUUUGGAUACUGAAACGGACGAUCUAAUACUUCAGCGGCGAAUCUCGAAGGAAGAAGCGAAGAGAAAUCUCGCACAUCUUUCUGGGUUUGCAAGCAAUCUCCUUGCUGUGCUGUUUAAUGUCUACAGCCAGACCUUGCCCCAGUUUAGGGGUUUUCUGCUGCAAUGUAUCAAUGCGUAUCUAAGCAUUACAGAUGAAAAGGAACUAAUCGAAACAUUCACACGGGUCACAACGCUGCUGGAGGCCUCUCUUGCGGAGACAGAAACACCUGAGCAAAAGCAAUCAAAAGUCCCUGGCGACAAAAUGCCCCCAACCUCACACACGCUAAUGGAUCUCCUCGUGACGAUGUCGAUAUAUCUACCGCGGUCAAAUUUUGUAACUUUAUUUUCACUUGCAGCGGCGGUUCUUAACAAAAAGGCCUCCGACCUCCAGUUAAUCAAGAAAGCAUACAAGCUUCUUCCGCGUCUAGCUUCAACGGAAACUGGCGCUACCGCUCUUCGCGAACGGAGCUCCGAACUGCAAUCCCUCAUCCUUUCAACAGCCGAUCAGACCCCGCCUCCAGCCCGCCGUGACAGGCUCCUAGCCAUCCACGAAAUAGUCACCUACCUCCCAACCUCAGACCUCCAUUUCAUCCCGUCAGUGCUCCCCGAAGUAGUCCUCGGAUGCAAGGAGAGUAACGAAAAGGCCCGCACAGCCGCAUUCACAUUACUCAUCCACCUCGCCCAACGCACCAUUGACCCCGAGCUCAACCCCGCCGGCACGGUAAUCCGCAACUCGCUCGUUCCACACAUGCCAGAUACCGCCCCAGACGCCCCCGCCACAAUCGAAGAGUUCUUCACCAUGGUCUCCGCCGGCUUAGCAGGCAGCUCCCCGCACAUGGUCGCCGCGUCCGUGACAGCCCUAUCCCGCCUCCUCUUCGAAUUCCACAACAAACUCCCCCCCUCAAUGCUCUCCGAUCUGGUACAAACGAUCGAUCUCUUCCUGACAAGCAACAACCGCGAAAUCGUCCGCAGCGUGCUCGGUUUUGUGAAAGUUGCCGUCGUCGCGUUGCCCGAGGACAUGCUGCGUCCACGUCUCGAUUCCCUCGUCCCCAACCUCCUGGUGUGGAGCAAGGAGCACAAGGGCCGUCUGAAGAGCAAAGUAAAAGGAAUUCUCGAGCGGUUGAUCCGGCGCUUUGGCGCGCCUCUGCUUGAAGGAGUAGUUGGGGAGGCGGAUCGAAAAUUCAUCGUGGCGAUCCGCAAGGAGCGCGAGCGGCGCAAGCGCAAGAAGAACCAAGCUCGAGAAGGCGAAGAGGGCAAGAAUGAAGACGGAGAUGGCGACGAGCAUGCUGCCCGAUCACGCAAGGCAGGAGCAGGAAGCUCCCAACGGGGCGACAAAUCCUUCAGCAACGAAUUCGAUAAAGCAGUCUACGGCUCCGACAUGUCGGACUCGGACUUCGCAACGACCGACUCCGACUCCGCCAGCGAAAUCGAAGUCGACGAGCAGGGCAACAUGCAUGCGUCCGAGCGCUGUCCGUGA
This is a messenger RNA of Paracoccidioides lutzii Pb01, 3291 nucleotides long. RefSeq lists its product as hypothetical. The transcript is spliced from 4 exons. The coding region runs from base 1 to 3291 and encodes 1096 amino acids. The record is from RefSeq and is a predicted model, not a curated record.